AUGAAUGGGGGCCACCGCGGAGUGCCUGGUGCCGGGAGCCCUGUGCUCCCAUCGUGCUCCCCACAGAAGAUAUGCUCCUGGAUGCUGAGCUGUUGCUUAGCCCUUCAGCACCUGGCCGUGCAGGCCUCCUUGCUCUGCAUCUUCCACCUCCUCCUGCUGCCCACCCUGCCCGAGGAGCCGCCCCACGCCCAGGCCACCAGCGAGCUGCUAGCACGCAGCCUCUUUGCCUGCGGCAUCUCCACGGUGCUGCAGACCACCCUGGGGAGCGGGCUGCCGCUGGUUCAAAUCCCAUCCUUCGAGUACCUGGUCCCUGCCAUGGUGCUGAGCUCCCACCUGUCCCUCAGUGCCAGUACGAACAGGAACGGCACGGCUGUGGCCAGCGCAUGCCCUGCACCACACUGCACCGUCACAGGGAGCCGGGCUGCCUUGCUGCGAGAGGUCUCUGGAGCCGUGCUGGUCUCUGGGCUGAUUCAGCUGGCGCUGGGAGUGUCCGGCAUGUGUGGGUGGGCAGCCCAGCACUGUGGGCCCAUGGUCCUGGCCCCCACCCUCUCCAUCAUUGGGCUGUCAGCAUACAAGGAGGCUGCUUUCUUCUGCUCCACUAACUGGGGGGUAGCCCUGCUGCUCAUGUUCCUUGCUGUCACCUUCUCCCAGCACCUGGGGUCCUGCCGCCUGCCCUUCUGUGCCUGGCCCCAGGCUCGGAGGGGCUCCACGGAGCCAUCCGUCCCCACCCUGCGCACGUUCUCGGUACUGCUCCCAUUUGCUGGUGUCUGCAUUGUUUGUGCCAUCCUCAGCCAUCUCUACAUCCCCUGGGAAUCGCUGGACCUGGCCAUGGCACAGCUGUCCUGGGCCAACAGCACCUUCCACGCCCCUUGGCUCCGCAUCCCCUACGCAGGCGAGUGGGGGUGGCCGCUGCUCACCCUCCGGGCGCUGGCAGCGGGCAUCGCCAUGGCUAUCGGUUGCAGCAUGAACUCGGUGGGCUGCUACGUGCUGUGCAGGAGGCUGCUGCGAGCCCCCCGGCUGCCCCCCCAUGACUGCAACCGGGGGCUCUGCAUGGAAGGGCUGGGCAGCCUCCUGGCAGGGCUGCUGGGCACCCCGGGGGGCACGGCCGCCAGCAUCGCCAACACCUGCGCCACCGGCCUCACGCAGGCUGGCUCUCGCCCCUCGGUGCAAGUAAGCGCGCUGGCGUGCGUGGUGCUGGGCAUGUCCCCAAGGCUGGCAGGGCUCCUCACCCGCAUCCCGCUGGCGGUUCACGGGGGGGUGCUCUGCGUAACCUACGCCGUGGCCGUGGGCACGGGGAUCUCCUACUUCCAGUACGCAGACAUCGACUCGGGGAGGAACAUCUUCAUCGUUGGCUUUGCCAUGUUCAUGGCACUGCUGGUGCCACGGUGGCUCGGCACUGCUCCAGCUCACCUGGCCACAGGCUGGGUGCCCCUGGACCUCCUCUUCCUCUCCCUGCUCAUGGUGCCUGUCUUCUUAACCGGCUUCUUGUCAUUUUUCCUGGAGAACACGGUCUCAGGAACCGUGGAGGAGCGAGGGCUGCUCUCUGAGCUGGCACUGCAGAAAGCCGGGGCAGGUGAUCACCACCCCUGUGGAGAGAGCGGAGAAGCCAGCCAUGCGUAUGGGCUCCCUGCUGGGCUGAGGAGGCUGCUGCCAUCUUCCUGCAAAGCCUUCCCCUGCUGCUUCCUCUGCCCAGGGAGCGAGGAGGAGGAGAAGGAGGAGGGCAGCCAUGCCGCCGAGGAGGGAACUGCUGCACCAGGGGAAGGGACACACCUGCUCCCCAAACCCGGCUCAGGGGAGCUGCAGCUGGCCAGGAGGCCGAGCGAGACAGAGAUGCCCGUGUGGCACACUGUGGCCUGA
Messenger RNA from Nipponia nippon (crested ibis), 1857 nucleotides. It is a transcript of the gene SLC23A3, whose product is annotated as solute carrier family 23 member 3. Gene Ontology annotation, biological process: transmembrane transport. Gene Ontology annotation, molecular function: transmembrane transporter activity. Gene Ontology annotation, cellular component: membrane. NCBI's taxonomy places the organism in Eukaryota, Metazoa, Chordata, Aves, Pelecaniformes, Threskiornithidae. The record is from RefSeq and is a predicted model, not a curated record.